Messenger RNA from Monosiga brevicollis MX1, 3633 nucleotides. RefSeq lists its product as uncharacterized. Bases 1 to 3633 code for a protein of 1210 amino acids. The transcript has 25 exons. Gene Ontology annotation, molecular function: protein binding. Gene Ontology annotation, cellular component: cytoplasm; nuclear proteasome complex; proteasome regulatory particle, lid subcomplex. The record is from RefSeq and is a predicted model, not a curated record. Lineage: Eukaryota; Choanoflagellata; Craspedida; Salpingoecidae.
AUGUUGUGCACCACACGCCAACCAGUGCUGGGCCACGUCAACUACCCUGGGGUCGCAUCCUACGAGUCGCGAACCCCUGUUCCAUGCACCAUGUCUGAAGAAGACGGUCGCGUCAUCAAGCAGGAGGAGGAUUACACGAAAGAAGUGGAUGAAGCCCUCCCCAAGGCCUCGGCCCUCGCCGACAAUGGCCAGCUCCACGAGGCCAUCGAGUCACUGAUGCCGCUCGAGAAAAAAUCCCGCAUCGCCGCUGACAUGAAAUCCACUAGUCGUCUUUUGGUUCACAUCAUGGACAUGUGCUAUCAACACAAGGACUGGGCCGCCAUGGGCGAGCAAAUUAUCGUUCUCAUGAAGCGCCGCGGACAGCUCAAAAAGGCCGUGUCAGACAUGGUGACCAAGGCAUGUGAAUACCUGGAGCAGAUCCCUGACGAAGCAACCACCCUCAAGCUCAUUGACACCAUUCGUACGGCGACCACCGGCAAGAUCCACGUCGAGAUGCAACGCGCUCGCCUGACGCUCAAGUUGGCGCAUAUCAAGGAGGCCAAGGGCGAGAUUGAAGAGGCGGCCGAUGUGCUGCAAGAGCUGCAAGUGGAAACAUACGGCUCCAUGGAGAAGCGGGAGAAGGUUGAGUUUAUCCUGGAACAGAUGCGCCUCUGCCUGGCCAAGAAGGAUUGGGUGCGCGCCGGCAUCAUUGCCAAAAAGAUUGGUACCAAGUUCUUCGAAGCCGAGGACACGGACGACCUCAAGCUCAAGUACUACCGUCAAAUGAUUGCCAUUGCCCAACACGAGGAGAGGUAUCUCGACAUGUGCCGCUACUAUCGCGAGGUGUUUGACACCAAGACAGUGCAAGACAAUGAAACCCAGUGGACCGAGGCACUACAACGGGCCAUUGUGUUUCUCAUCCUGGCCCCCUUUGACCACGAGCAGUCAGACCUCUUGCCGCGCGUGAUGGCGGAGCCCAAGUUGGAGCAGCUGCCGACUUACCGUGCCUUGUUGGACCACAUCACGUCCAAGGAAUUGGUACCUUGGCGCGUGUUUGAGGGUUCUCAUGGUGACGUGCUCAAGAGCACCGGUCUCUUUGAGGGCGACGCGGGUGCAAAUCUCUGGAAGACGCUUCAGACACGCGUUGUCGAACACAACAUCCGCAUUGUGGCUGGUUACUAUGAGCGUAUCUCGACGCAGCGUCUUGCAGAACUCCUUGAGCUGGAUGAACUGGCGGCGGAGCGCCACCUGUCGGAGCUUGUCUCCAAUGGCACAGUCACGGCCAAGAUUGAUCGGCCGGCCAAGGUCAUUGUUUUCCAGCUGAAGAAAAAGCCCAUUGCCGUUCUCAACGACUGGAACAACGAUAUCAAGACACUCAUGAAUUUGGUGGACAAGGCGACACACCUGAUGAACCGGGAGCGCAUGAAUCAUCUGACAACUUAUCCUCUCUUCAUCCCAAUCCCCAUUCCACCCUUUUCUCUCAAAACUCUCAUUCAAUUCUUCCCUCUCUCUGAGCCAACUGAGAGAGAGAGUCAGAGUGAUGGCGUUGUUGGCAGAGAUGGCAACUGGGAAGCAAUAUUGCGCGAUGAAAUUGCAAAUUAUGCCCCAGAGGAGACUAAUCCUCUUCUCGGUGCCACGUACCGAGACAUGACCACGCGCACCAAGGUCAUGCUGCUCAAGGAGCUCAUCGAGUGGCGGAUGCUUCACGGCCCAGAUACCCGCCAAGGCGUGGACAAGGCUAUUCAGGAUUGUGGAACAGAUAACCUCCGAUUGACAAGUCUGGGCAAGGACAACGAAGGCUACGAAUAUUACUACUUUGUCGGAACCCGCCUCUACCGCGAACAGCCUCUCCGUGAUGAAGUGCAGCUCGACCGCAAGAGCCCGCGCCGCCGCUCUCGUACCAAGCGCCCUAGCAAAACUCAAAAAGCACAAGGCCCUCCACCUCCAGCGACGGCUGCUGAGGGUGGCAACGCCCUACCCGUCUUGUUUGAGGGUGACUAUGCGCGCCCACCGUGGGAAGUCAUCUGCCUCACGGCUGAGGACUGGGAGCAGCUCAUUGCCACCCUUUGCAAGACAGCCAAAAAGAGUCAGAGUUUCGCAUUAGGCGAGUUCAUCAAAGAGGAAUUUCUCGAAGAUAUUCAACAGCUCCAAGCCUCUGAGACUCGGCGUCGCAAGCGCUUGGAAACCAUCAUGGCCGCCAAGAUGGCUCCAACUCGUCGGUCAGCCCGCCAAGAGGCCCUGCACGUCAUGGAGGAGCAGCGACGGGAGGAGGAGCAACUUCGCAAGGAGCAACUGCGUCAAGAGAAGCUCGAGCGCAUUCGCGAGCAGCAGAUCAAAGCUGAGGAAGCGCGGCAACAGGCCAAGAUGGCGCGGUUAUCGGAGCGCGUAGCCGAACGACAGGCCCUCAUUGAGUCUGGUCGUGCCUCGGGCCUCAUCGAGCCGACAGCCGUGCCCUACGACCUGUCCAAUGUGGAUGACUGGCGCAAGGACGUUCAAGGCAUCAUGGAGCGCCUGCAGGCACACCGCGAUGCAUGGCCGUUCUCUCAACCGGUGGAUGCGGCAGAGGUGCCAUAUUACAAUGAGGUGGUGCGCUACCCCAUGGACCUGACCAACAUUGCUGAACAACUGGAAGCCGAUGUCAUCCCCAACGUGGAUGAGUUUGCCGCCGAGGUCUUCUUGAUGCUAGACAACUGCAAAAUUUUCAACGAUGCCGAGACGGUGUUCCACAAGUCUGCCGAUGUCUUGCAGACAUAUUUCCUCAAGCGCAUGACCCGCACUUUUCCGGGCUGGGACUCGACCUAUGCCAAGGGCCUUGCAGCAACGCAAGCCGCCUCGUGGGAUGAAUACAACAAGAACAUGGCAGCAGAGGAAGAGGAGCGAGAGCGUAAGAAACAGGCUCGGGCAGAACGCAAGGCGGCCAAACAGGCUGCCAAGGAGGCUGCUGAAGCUGAAGAGCGCCGGCGUGCACAGGAGGAGCAACAGCAACGCGAAGCCCAGGCGGCCGCCGAGGAGCGCCGGAAACAGAUUGCGGCCCUGCAGGCUCAACUACAGCAGGAUCGCGCACAGCAAGCCGCUGGAUGGCAGGCUCAAACUCAGACGCCCGUGCAGACCAUAAUGCGGCCCGCAGCCUCUCACACGCAGGCGGGCAACCCCGUUUCCGUUGCUCAGCCGGCCGCCAACGGUGCUCCGCCCGCCAAGCGCGAAGCCUUGUCCCGCCCUGCGAUUCCCCAGACUAGCGCGGUGGCCAAUCACGUCAACGGUGGUUCCCAGAUUCCAACAGCCGGCAUGCAUUUGAACCAAGCCCCAGUCCAGUCGCUGCAGCAGCAACAGUAUCAACGACAGCAGCAGCAAUUUCAGCAGCUGCACGAGCAACAGCAACGCCUGGCCACCCUGGCUCAGACUGCGCAAGCCGCACCCUCACUGACGCACCCGACCAUUGCCACUGCUGGUCUGUCGACACCAUUGUCUGGCACAUCUGCUGUGGUCAAUAAUGCCCCCCACCCCCAACCACAGCAACAGAAAACCUCAGCACCGCUCCCGCCACCAGGGCAACCGACCACAGUCCCUCCCUCCCUGCCACAAGCCACGACUAAUGGCAACUCAGGGCAAGCCCCUUCUACGUCAUUGCCCAGCCAUGCCACAGCAACAAAUUAG